AUGUCUUCUAAUAUCCAACAAAGUCAAAUUGGACUUCCAGCAAAUAUGUCAAACCAAAAUAGAACAUAGAACAGCCAAGUACUCAAUUAUAACAAUUUUGCUUAUGCUUAAAGUAAUAUUAGGUGGGAUUCCCAGAAUCAGCCCUCAUAAAUAAAUAAUCCAACUGGUUCGUAACUCUUAAAGUAAUAACAAUUCUGUAUAAUAUGUUAAUAAUAUGUAAUAGAUGAGGGUUAAUAGUAGUCACAAAUCAAAUAGCAACAAUAAUCAAAGAUCUAGCUUGCCCAAUCAGACAUAAGAGGUGGUAAUUUUUACUAGAGCUAAAUUGUGAAUAGUGGAUAUGAUGCAAAUAUGUUAUAAUCCAAACCCUUUUAAGGAUCUUAAGAGCAACAAAUCUAAUAAAGAUCAAAUCUUCCAAAUUCGAAUUCAAAUAUAAUUAUUACAGAUAAUUGGACAGAGAACGAUUAUGCUAAAUAAUUUGAAGAGUGGAGAGACUUAAUUUAAUUAAAUAAAGACUUUAUAAGUCAAUUAGAGAAUGAUAGAUUGUAAAUUCCAUUAUCUAACGUCAUUGUACAAGAAAUAUUAAAAAUCAAAUCAAAUAUCUUAAAGAAUUCCCUUAUAUCUAAAUUAACCUAGUUCAAUGAGAUUAUUAAACCAUUUUCAUAUGAAUUGUCAAAUAAGAGUGAAGAAUUAGAACAAUCAUUAGGUAUUCUAAAAUAAAGUAGGAAGCCCCCGAAAAAUAAAUUUGCCACUCCCUAAUAAGAACAAUAGUCAGCAUUGUCUAAUGUUCAACUUUUCAACCAAUAAUUAAGUCAUGUCAAAUUGGAAAUACAAAAUCAAAUCAAUUUGACCAAUAGUAUACUUCAAUAGAUAAGUGGCUAAAAAAAUUACAUUGAACCAUAAGAAAAUUAUCAACAGAAACUAGAAAAUGCAUUCAGUUCUUAGUUGCUAUACGUGAGAGAACGAAUGACACAAUCAAUUAAUUUAUUGUUAUUUAUUCAUGAAAGGGAAGUGUUCAAUUUAGAUAGAUAAAUUAAUUCCUAGAUAUAAGAAUCUGAUACUCUUAGCAUUACAUCUUUAUUAGAGAAGCUAAUGAUAAUUGAAGGGCUAUUAGAAAAGUUUUACGAAAAGAAAUAAGAACUAAGAGAAUUUAAAGAGAGAUUGACUUAAUUGUAAAACAGAAACAUUGAUCUAUUUUCUGACUUUUUUGAAGAUGUGGAGUCUCUGUACAAAUAGUAUAAGAUUUAUUAUGUAGAGAUUAAGUAAAUCUAAUAGAUUUCAAAUUAGCCAAUUUUAUAGAAUUUACAAAUUAAAAUAAAGUAAUAAUUAUCCAUAGCAGCAAAGUAAGUUUGGUUGGACAUUAAACAAUUAUACUUUAAUGGUAACAGGAUUAAGGAUUUUAAUGAAGAAGAAAAGUUUCAACUAUUUAACUAGUACAAUAUUGAAGCAUAAGUGCAAUAUAUCAAAUCAUAUGUGAAUCAAUUACAAAUUGAUUACUUAAAGAAAGGAAAUUAAGUGCCUUUGGAAGAAUCGAAAAAACUCAAAUAAUUAAUAUAUAAGGCAGAAUCUUAAUAUCAGAAGACUAAUCAAAUACGAUAGGAAAUAUCUUUAUUAGAACAAUAAGAGUUUAUAGCAUAUAGAAAUUACAUAACCGAUAAUGUUAAACCCAGAUUCUUUGUCGACUUUAAGGAACUUUAUGCGAAAGACUUUUAUGAAGUCAUUCAUUUCUAAUAUGCAGAUGCCAGUGUUCUAGAGACUACAAAAUAAUUACUCUAAUUUAAAUUCCCUACAUUUGAUUGGAAUGAAAAUAUAGAUGAUGAAAGAUAAAGAAUCGAAAUAAUAAUGUAGAGACAUGACGAAGUGUCUGUAAAACUAUAAGGAUUGGCCGAACAAUAUUCAAGUGAGACCAAAUUUGUUAAAUAAUUAAGAAAUUGGAAGGGAGAACUGCUUAAAUGUAUUAACAUUUUGAAGCAGUACCUUGUGAUUAAGGAAUAAUUAAAAGGUGAAAUUAUAACAUUAUUAAAAUGGCCAUAGACAACAUAGAAUAUGUAGAAAAUAAAUGAAUUCAGUGUACAUUGCGAGUAAAUUAGCAGGUAAGCUAAUCAAUAUUUCUAAGCAAUUGAAUAAUUGUAAUCAAUGCAACUAAUAGACAAUUUAUAAUUAUUGUUUAAUAAAUAGAAUCAAACAGUUAAGUAAUAUUUAAUUGAAUAAUGCAACUUCAUUAAUUAAAGAGAAUUCUCACCAAUUAUUAAUGAUUAAAUGCAAAUCGUGUAUUAAUUCUUGUAUGCAUGUAUGGAAUGCUUAAAUUUUGAUAUCGAUGAGGUAUUUUGCAGGACAACUACAUAUUAAGAGUUUGAGAAUAUUUUGAGUGGUUCCACAAAACUAUAAGAAUUGAAGAAUGUUAUUGAUGGCAAUGUUCAUAAUUCUGCUUUGAGAUACAAACUAUUUUAAAUUAUAGAUAAUUUCAUGAAAAAUAAGAUCAAAUAAGACUUUUAGAAUUUAUUCGAAUUAAAAAUAUAAUAGAGCAAAUAGGAUACUAAUAAUUUCAAUCCAAAGGAACUAGAAAAAAGAACUGACUUAAAGUUCCCUAUCAAUAGACCUGAUAUUUGCGAAAAUAGCUAUUGCAAAUUGAAUAUGGAUUUGAUUAAUUAAAUAAUAGAUUAGCCAGAUCUUAGAUAUAUAUUCUCAUAAUUCAGAGAUCUACUAACCAAUAUCACUGCUGUUAUCGAUCAAGAUAUCUCUGUAACAGAUAUUCAGAUCAAUCAAAUAACUAUUCUAGAAUUAGCCAACAAUUUUUCAAAUCAAUUGCUCAUCCAAAAUUAAUUGACAAAUAUUCAGCCUUUGAUUAGAUUUCAUCAACAAUUAUCGUAAUUCCCAAGUAUAAAGCAAUUUUAAAACCAACUCAUUAACUUGGGAAUUGUAUUUCCUGCUGAAUAUAAUAAAUAUUUGGCAGCCUGUCAAAGGAGAGUCUAAAGAUUAGUCCAAAAUUUCGAUGAGAUUUCAUAAGCUAAAUUGUAUUUCAAUAACAAUGAAUACAUAUUAACAUAAAUAGAUUUUCCAUAUCUGUAUAUAGACUCCAAGUCCUUGAUUUUGGAAUAUCAGCCAUUAAAAUUUAAUUGCAGUCUAAAUGUUAAAAUAAAUGGAAAAGUAUUAAAGACAGGAUCGACAAUUCAAAUAUGA
Molecule: messenger RNA, 3177 nt
Organism: Paramecium tetraurelia
Lineage: Eukaryota; Ciliophora; Oligohymenophorea; Peniculida; Parameciidae
Exons: 2
Source: RefSeq, a predicted model, not a curated record